UUGAUUUUUCGUUUGACAAUUCGCUGGACGGAAAACAUUCGUGAAUUUUGCUCGUAAAUGGAUUAAAUUAUUUUCUCGAAUAGCUGUUUUAUCUUGAAUUGCAUUUAUUGUAUCGUGGUGGGUGAUAUUGGGUUAGUGCGUUAAAUAUGAGUGAAUUAAGGCAACGCCGUGGUGAUGGUGACGGGAAUGAAAAAGUGGAAGCCGCUGGAGAGUCCGAUCAUGUGGAUUCUGAAGAGGAAAAGGUUUUAGAGGAGAAAUAUGUGGACGAAUUGGCGAAGAACUUGCCUCAAGGCACUGACAAGACACCCGAAAUUCUUGACUCCGCUCUUUCUGGAUUGUCUUCAAGAUGGCGAAACUGGGUUAUCCGAGGCAUUUUUACCUGGCUGAUGAUUGCUGCAUUCUGUCUUCUUAUCUAUGGUGGACCCUUGGCUUUGAUGAUCACAGUUCUGUGCGUCCAAGUGAAAUGCUUUGAGGAAAUCAUCAACAUAGGCUAUGCAGUGUACCGGGUGCACGGCCUGCCGUGGUUCCGUUCCCUGUCCUGGUACUUCCUGCUGACUUCCAACUAUUUCUUCUAUGGAGAGAACCUGAUCGACUACUUUGGGGUUGUGAUCAAUAGAACUGACUACCUACGCUUCUUGGUGACGUACCACCGAUUCAUAUCCUUCAGCCUUUACUGCGUGGGCUUCGUGUGGUUUGUCCUGUCCCUGGUGAAGAGAUACUACAUGCGCCAGUUCAGCCUGUUCGCGUGGACCCACGUCGCCUUGCUCAUCGUCGUCACGCAGAGCUACCUCAUCAUCCAGAACAUUUUCGAAGGACUCAUCUGGUUCAUCGUGCCAGUCUCCAUGAUAAUCUGCAACGAUGUAAUGGCCUAUGUCUUCGGCUUCUUCUUCGGCAAGACUCCGCUGAUCAAGCUCAGCCCCAAGAAGACAUGGGAGGGCUUCAUCGGAGGUGGAAUCUCCACUGUUAUCCUCGGAUUGAUUAUGUCCUAUAUGAUGUCCCAAUACCCAUACUUGGUGUGCCCCAUCGAAUACUCUGAAUCCCUUGGGAAGAUGACCAUGGAUUGUGAGCCUUCACUGCUGUUCCGUCUCCAAGAAUAUACACCUCCGCAGUUCACGCAGCCUCUGAUGAAAGUGAUCGGUAUGGAGAAGUUUAACAUGUAUCCGUUCAUGAUCCACUCGCUAGCUCUGAGCACGUUCAGCUCUGUCAUCGGACCUUUCGGUGGAUUCUUCGCUUCAGGCUUCAAGCGGGCUUUCAAGAUCAAGGAUUUCGGCGACGUGAUCCCCGGGCACGGCGGCAUCAUGGACCGAUUCGACUGCCAGUUCCUGAUGGCCACCUUCGUCAACGUCUACAUCACCAGCUUCAUCCGCACCGCCACACCGCAGAAACUACUGCAACAGGUGUAUGGCUUGAAACCUGAACAACAACUGCAGCUCUUCUACGCUCUGAAGGAGUCCUUGGAGAACAGGAAUAUACUGAACAUGAUCCCCUAAGCGUUCCUUGCUAAUACAAGGUAUAUAUCUCAUUUAUUUAUUGAAAAAAAAAAAUAUUUUUUUUAAAUUGUAAGUGUGACCGCACGCUUGACUGAUGAACGCAGAACGGAGAAAUCGUAGUUGCCACCUUCUGCGGCCGGUGCCAAGUUUUGACAUUAUUGCCUUUUUUAAGCAAUGUUUUUCAGAUUAGUGUUAGGCGAUGACGACAGUUAAGAUACACACGUAUACAUAUAGAGCGACGAUUAAUUUCUUUCAUAUUUGUAACGCCCACGGGUAAUAGAUAUAGAUAGAUUUCUGUAUGUAUUUUUAAUUUUGAUCUGAAUAUCUAUUGUCUAUUACAUUACAGGAAUAUGUGUGACUAAAAAUCUACCUAUGUAGUACCUUUUACCCGUGGUAUGUCACAUUUAUGAGACAAGUGAUAACUUGAAUGACAAUACGUGAAAAUACGUAUAUGAUUUCGUCGAAAAUUUUUUUUAUUUUUGUAGUUUAUUGAUCGAGUGUCAAUAUGUUUUCGAUUUCAUAUCAAAUGUGCAAUUAUAAUGUGACGUUUUAACGCGUCAACUGUCAAGAUUAUUGGACAACUUUAUCUUCAAACGUCAUUUGCAAAAACGAAGCAUUAUCGUCAUAAUAUUAUUUGACAUUGACUUUUUACAUUUUCAUGAUAACUGACAAAUGAAUUGAAGGAAUGACAGUUGCAUGAAAAAUCCAAAUCCUUUUUCUUAGGGUGUUGGUAUAGACGGUUAGAAAAGUAGGUUGUAGCGAUUUAUCCGUCAAGUGUGUCUAUGGUUUAACAUAUCUCGUGUACCUUGAUGGAAAUAAUACAUUGAUCUAGUCUUAUUUUUAGGAUCAUUUGCCUCGAUAUGAAGAUAAUAUAUCUUUAAAAUAUUGAGUUUUUUUUUUCAACUAAACAGUUAAACAUAUUUCAUUAAUAUAAUUCCUCUUAAGUUUGUUUUCAAAAUAAUAAUUUGUUACCCGGAAAUUAAUUCAUUUUGAUGCAUAAUAAUUAUUAACUCUGGCCUUAUAAUCGUGGCAAAUGAUUCACACUCAUCGUUACGGUGUAUAGUUAAAAUUUAUUAAAUAUAUGAAGGUAUUAAGUGUUAAUAUAGAUUGUAAUAGCGAAUUGACUGUUAAAGUGUUUACAUUAGGUCUAUAUUGGCGUUUCUCAAAAUUAUAGAUUUGUUAAUAUAAUUUAUUGGGCGUGCGUGUAAUGAUAGGAACUAUUCUCAAAUAUCAAGCUGAAUAUGUUCUCGCAAAUUACAUGAAUGUUUGUCUUGAGUUAAUAUUUACAUAACUUUUCAAAUAGCUUUCAGAUGCCUCUUAGUGCUAGUUUAGUACUAAAGAGAUUUAGUUUCAUUCAAUCCCACCUAUAUUGUAAUUUGCAGCUGUUGUUGGCUUGAUUUUGAAAAUAUGAACUUUAAAACUUUGAUUUGUGGUAUGAAAAGCGGUGUAACAUGAAAGAAUUGAUGUGGAUUUUUGUAAUAAAAGUUUGAAUACAUUUGGUUACUCACAACAUGCGUCGCCGAAAUAAUAGGUUUGGAUGAAUGGUUUUGGUAUUUUUUAACCAUGAGUAAACACUUUAACAUGACAUUUUAUUAUUACUAAAUAUGUUUUCUGAAUAUGAUAAUUUAUUUGCUGUUAAAUAUCAAUAAAUUGACCUGGAUAUACACAUAAUAUAAUAACAUCUCGAAUUUAAGGUAUACUUCGAAUUAUAUUUAAUUUUCCGAUAAGGUUGCGGUAAUUUUCAUUGUGUUUAGUUGUUUAAAUUAUAUUUUUUUGGAUUUACGUGAUUUAUAAACUUAUAGAUCAUUUUGAGAAUGCAAGAAAAUUAAAUUACGGAAUUGAAUUUUAUAAUAACGUUUUUAUUUGACGUUAUUGAUACAUUGGAUAUUGAAUAAAGAAUUUUCGUUCAAAUCUAUAAUUUAUAACGGAAUCGUACUCUAUUAGACGAUAAACAAGAUAAUAGUGAAACUGUACCCGCGAAUUUCUAAACUGAUUUUCUGCAAAACUCUAAAACUCAAUCGAUAUAUACAAACAUAUUGCCUUCUCAUUUUUAUCCGUUCGUGCGGGACUGAUAUCACACUAUGGGCAUUGUCCAUUCUUUCCACAUGGCUCACAGAACUUUAUAUAAAUAGUAUACCGGCGUUUGCAGAGUGGCCUUACAUAAUGUGCAUACAUUUCUCAUUUAGAUGUAUCUUAAUUCCAAUAAUAUUUUAAUUAUUUAAUAAUGUUACUCUUCCUGCGUGGAAAACGCUUGUUUAUUACGCAUUCUUUGGCAUAGUGUAUAAAAAGUAUAUACAAUUUGCUAUAUUUUGUCAAUUGUUCUAUUUUUCUUGUUUAACAUUUAUUAUAUUAUAUGAGUGUGUUUUCGCUCACUGAGUCCUACUCAUUCUUGUAAAAACUUUAGUGUUCGCUGUUUAGCUCUGUAAAUUUUAAGGUGAAUGGUGUCAUUUGGGGUGAAUGGAAACCAAUGUAAGUUUAAAUAUAUGAUCUCAACUAUAAAAAGCAUUUAACGCGUGUCUUCAGUAGAACAUAAUAAAUUUGAGUCACAGUUACCUGAAAACGUAGUACCUACUUUUAUGAGAAAAAUUCACCUAGACUGUUAAUGUUAGGAUAAACAUAUAUUUUCGUAUACCUAAAUUUUCCGUUUCAAACGUGCAGUUUCACUUAAAUUUAAUGUAAAAAUGCAUCGUUAAUCGUUAUAUAACGACUUUUCUUCACCCUAAAUGACUUUAUCAGUAUAUGUCGAAGACGACUGAUGCAUUAGAAGGUGCCUAUAACAAUUGCUUGAUUUGCUUUGAGAUGAUAAUAAAAUUGAUUUUAAAAAUCGAUUACAAUUUACAAAUCGAUAAGUCAAAUUUUUCGAUAGGAUCAAGACGAUUGUGAACUCUAUUGAACGGUAAUAUAGACGAAAAUGCUACAAUCGAGCAACUGUUCAGGCGCGUAUUUUGACCCAAUCGUAGUUUCUAGCAUUUGUUAAGUUUGGUGAUGAUUAUGUGAUUUUAAUUUACGUUAAGUUUUUCCCUUUUUUCAAUAUUUCGUGCUUGUUCGCUAGCUCUUUUAUUUAAAUGAAUAUUUAAUUAUAAUUUCCCUUAGGAUAUAAUAAUAUGCGUCAUGUCUUAUUUUUAUCCAUUUGGAAUGUACAGAACGUGUGCAUAUAAAUGGUUUAUUUUGUCAAACUGAGUAUUUUAAUUUAUUUUUUUACCAUACAUGGUUAUUUGUAUAAUUCCAGCGACCUCGCAGCGCUUGAAAGCCGACAUUAUAAACAUAGUUUUUUUUUUGACAAUUUUCACACAACUCAAUAAAUUAUACACUUAAAAACUUAUUUUUAAAGUUUUUAAUGUCCUGAUAUUCUUGUGACACAUUUUGCGCUUAAGGUGUUAGAUUUUAUUUGGUAUACAACACACGGACAUACACACACAGUCGUAUUACAGUAAUCACAAGACAAAAAAGGCACAUAUACGUAUUACGUAACAUAGACAUACAAAAUGCAUUACUAUAAUACUAUAGUGGCAUAUGUGUUUCGGUAACACAAAUAAAUUAGCUAUUUUGUGCCUUGCAAGUUUGGUGAUGUUUUACAAAUAACCUUGUAUAUCUGCAUUGUAUGAGAAGAGAACUGUAUUGUAUAAUAACAAAACGGGUUAUAAUUAUAUUAUAUUAUGUCAAAAUAAUUACUAUAGACAACUUCAUUUUAUUAUACCAUUUCGCAGUCCAGAACAAAAUACAUCAUAAAUAUCGAUUUAGUAUUUUUACUUAGAUUUUUCCUUUAAAAUAUAAUAGUUUAUAAGUUAUGAAGAAUGGUUGCAAGGAUGUACAAGAACAUGUCUCAGUGGAGGCAGAGGAAUAUUGGAUUUAUAUGUGUAGAGAAAUUGAAGAAUCUGAAUUUAGUAGGUUAGCCAUCUGUGUCGUGUUGUGUAGCCCGGAAUUCAAUUGUUUUGCAUUCUCCGUUUUCUUCAUGCACGCAGAAAAUUUAAAACUCAUGAUAUGAUUCAUUAUUGAGAAAAUAUUUUGAAAUGAAAUGAGCUGGUAUAGCCAAAUGAGAUAAAACAUUUCCAUAUAAUUUUCUAUCUCAUAGGAAGCGUCAAGAUUAGCGUUGCCGAACUAUCGAUAGUUUUAAUCGGAAAAGGCGAUAUGUCUAUCGAUAGUAUCAAUUCCGAUUAUUCCGAGAAUUCAGGCUACAAGGAUGUAACGUGUAGUUUUGUAAUGACAAAUUUUUGUCAAGGUCAUGUGGUGAAAAUCGCCUCGCUACAUUUUUUUCUCAUAUUUGUUACAACUUGUAUAAAAGAAUGUUUGGUGUGUUAAAAUAUCGUAUGUCGUGUUAAAAUAUCAUAUUAAUAUAUAUAUAUAUAUAUAUAUAUAUAUAUAUAUAUAUAUAUAUAUGUAUAAAUUAAUAUAUACAUUGUAUAUGUUUUUCCAUAUUCAAUAUGAAGGAAAAUAAUAAACAGGUGCAAUCAAUUUAUCUAUAUUUAAAUUUUAUGGACCAAAACAACUUGUUGUUUUAUCCUUCUAUUAAUUAUAUACAUGAUACGUUUUUUGCCAAAGGACAAAGCGUGUUUGUCUGUAUGUUUGUUUUAAAAUAAUUGUGUUAAUGCUACCGUUGUGUGGAAUUACUUGCGUUUCAAUAAACGUCGUAUUAUUGUAGUAUUGAUGUCUUAAAUUUAAAAUAGAUACACAAUAGCUGUAAAAGGAGAUACUUUAAAGACUUAAAUAUAUGAAAUUUAUUUUUCAUUUUUACCUGAAAACUGCAGAGUUAGUGCGGGUUUGCAUUUCACUUUUCACCAUCGAAUCGAUUCGAAGUGAGACGCAGCUAACCAACAUUGCAGUGUGGUUAUUGUUGCGUCACAAUGGCGCAAUGUGAUUGGUUCGCUGCGUCUCACUUCGACUCGGAUUCGAUGGUGAGAAAUGAAUUGUGAACCCGCACUUCGCCCACAGCUACUGUCUCGAGGGCGGUAGAUGAUUUGACUUCGAGCAUAUUGGCGUAAAAGAAAAGAACCAUAAACAAUCUACCAUAUCGGUGCGAUGUUUUUUGGGGUCGAGUUAAUAGGCGGGUCAGGAAUGUCACUUAGUUGACAGUAGAUUAAAAAACAAAAUAAUUCACUUUCAAACCAUGAUUUUUAUACGGUGAAUUCUAGAAUAUUAAUCAAAUAGGUCAUACAAAGAAAGGGAUCGAAUAUUGCCAUAUUGUCUCUUGACAACACAUUUUAAUGUCUGAGACAUAGUUCCUAACACAAAUGAAGCCGAAACGACAUUUUUUUUUUUCAAAUUCUUAUAUAAAUGUCCAACGUAUACAAAUAUUGGUGAAUAAAUUUCGGAUAUUCUUAAUUAAAAUAUCUGCCCGAGUUUGAACUUGCUACAGUUGUUAUUAAUAAGAAUAAAUUAACGGGUGACUCCAUUUCUAGAAUGUAACUUAAUUAGUCUUCACUAGAUUUUAUUGCAAUGAACCUCUAUGCCUCAAACCGGUUAUAAUAAUAAAAUAUUAAUAAUAUUAUUUAAUUGGGUCACAAAAAAACAUAAUAUUAAUGUGAAAGAUCUAAUAGAUAUUGUAUUAAAAUGUAAUAUGAAAUAUCGCGACACAUUUCUUAAUUUCUAAUAAUACACACAGUUAAAAUACUAAGUAUUUAAUGUAUAUGAGAUAUAUAUAACAUAAGAUAUAUUGCGAUGAUACAUGUGUUGCGAUAUGUCAUAUAAUAUUAUAUGUCCUACCUGUAUGUGUAUGUAGUAUAGUAAAUGUUUUUCAUUAUUUAUUGGUUACGUGUUUUAUUGUAAUGAGGUAAAUAAAUAAAUUGAAUUCUA
Messenger RNA from Plodia interpunctella (Indianmeal moth), 7280 nucleotides. RefSeq names its product CDP-diacylglycerol synthase (gene Cds). Lineage: Eukaryota; Metazoa; Arthropoda; Insecta; Lepidoptera; Pyralidae. The record is from RefSeq and is a predicted model, not a curated record. Bases 147 to 1490 code for a protein of 447 amino acids. Gene Ontology annotation, molecular function: phosphatidate cytidylyltransferase activity. Gene Ontology annotation, cellular component: endoplasmic reticulum membrane. The transcript has 10 exons.